UUUUGUAAACAUUAAAUAAUUUUUUACAAUUGUUUGAAAAUACAUGUGCACCGUGUGCAGAUGAAGGCUUUAUUUGAAAUUUCCAGCUCUUUAGAGUAAUGAAUUAGUCUAAUAAAGCAGUAUAAAAUGUCUGGUUACUUAGAAGUUAAGUAUCCGUUUAAAUCUAACAUCGGAUUGAAUCCUUUCAAGUCGUGGAAGAGACAAUGGUGUAUUCUGAGGCCGGGGCCGAGCGCGGGCGGAGGCUCGCUGGCUGUUUACUGCAGCGAGGCUGGCGCUUCGGCGGGGACCGUUGAACUUCGAUCGGGGUGUGUUGUCAAACGUGCCAAGUCGCGCACUAGACCUCAUGCCUUCGCCGUGUUUUCCGUCGAAGAGCCCUGCAAACCCCGAAUCCUGCUCGCGGCACAGACGCUGCAAGAAGCUCAGCAGUGGAUGGAUAAGAUUCGAGAGUUGUUAAACGGGCAGAAACUUCUUGGCACCGAAACAUUGCUUAAAGACUCGUAUUCAGUGACGAUCAUGCCCACCGAGCUGUCACAGCAAUGUGGUGUGGUCGGGGACAGCACCCUCACUCUGUCGUCGAGUGGGCUGCUGCUGGCGCGCGCGCAGCCCGAGGCUCUGCUGCUGCGCUGGCAGAACAUCACUGAUGUUUUGCAGGAGAGAGAGAACGGAGACAAAAAUAAAACUUGUAUACUCAGUGUUGAUAGCGGGUUCCACGGCGGCGGCGAGAUGAAGCUCACGACGGCUCUGAACAGUGAGCUGGCGGGUGCCAUCAAACUGGCGCUGAAGGAGAGUCGCGGCGCGCGCCGCAGCCGCAGCCACCCCGAGCUCAACACCAGCUGCGAUCUCACGGCAGGAGAGUUACGUCGCAGCAGCUGGUACAGUGGACCGUCGGAAGUGUCGUUAGAUGACACCGAUUUCAAGGAAGCUCAGCGCAUCCCGAGCGGGCAGCUAUCUCGGUACAGCGGCCGACUUCUACGCACCUCGCUCACUUCGCUCGACGACAGCAUGUGCGACCGUCGCUCGCUGGUGUCGGUCGCAUCGGGCGUGUACGAGGAGAUCUCGGAGGAGCCGCGACCGCGCGUGCUGGAGGAGCCCACGUACGAGUCAGUGGCGGACUGCAUCUACGCGACCAUGCGGCGCUCCGGCAAGCGACACCCGCCGCCUCCUCUGCCGCCUCGACAGCCCUACCACACAAUGAAGCUGGGCGAGUCGUGGAGCAGCCGCAUGGAGGGCGCCGCGGUGGACGCGGGCGUGACGCGCCACUCCUCGCUGGGCUCCCUGCACCACAAGCCCACAAGACCCGCUAAGCCCUUCAGUGUAUUCAGAAAAAGACUGAAAAGCGAUUCUCGCAUAGCGACAUCGCCAAAAUCGGACACCUCCAAAGAGAACAAAGACGUGGAGACGAAGAAAAAGAAGUUUGACUUCACGCCCACUCGGGACAUCUUCAAGAGCUUCAAAGUGAGGAGCAAGAUGAAGAGCCUCAAGCUCAACUCUGGCCUCACUAAAGGGGAGACGAAGAGCUGUGAGUUCCUCGACGAAACACAACACGUGACGUCCAACCGUUGCUCCAAGUCUGUGGAAUGUUUGGAAGGAAAUGACGGAUACGACGAAUUCGACGGCAGCGUAUCCCUUGAAGUGACGGAAGAACCGAGCGUAGAGUUCGUCCCACAGGAGUUAUUCCAGCUCAUACUGUGCCCCGACUUGAGCAAAGUUCGCUUAAAAGAGCCCCCGAUGCUAUGCGAGGGCGACUACAUGCCCAUGUCCCCCAUAGUACCCCCUCCCAUAGAACACCAUUAUAUGGUGAUGUCUCCGCGGACCAAUCAGGCCUGAAAUCUGAACUUCUAGUCUCGGCAGCAUUAAGAUGAUCGCAAAUUACAGCAUACACCGUGAGAUAAAGCGAUUUUUCAAUACUGUCUGUUUGUUCUAUACCUGUCAGAUAUUUAGCGAUUCUUGAACAUGAGUCAUGACAAAAGCCUGCCAUGUUGACAUUAACGAUUGUGUGUCAACAUGAUAAAUUUUCAGAGGCUAGCUUUUUUCCUCGACUUCGUGCGCAUGAUAUAAUUUAUAGCCUGCACUCGGAUAUAAUGUGGCCGAACGUAAUCAAAAUA
This is a messenger RNA of Maniola jurtina (meadow brown), 2105 nucleotides long. RefSeq lists its product as uncharacterized. Bases 127 to 1827 code for a protein of 566 amino acids. NCBI's taxonomy places the organism in Eukaryota, Metazoa, Arthropoda, Insecta, Lepidoptera, Nymphalidae. The record is from RefSeq and is a predicted model, not a curated record. Gene Ontology annotation, cellular component: cytoplasm. Gene Ontology annotation, biological process: cell surface receptor protein tyrosine kinase signaling pathway; positive regulation of MAPK cascade. The transcript has 10 exons.